AUGGGGAUCCUCCAGGAAUUAAAAGCUGCAGUGACCAGAUGCCUGUAUUAUGUUCGAGACUGCCAAUCUCCCUCAGUUUCUUUUCCAGCAAAUGGCAUUUGCUCAUCAAUGCUGCCUAUUGGUAUAGUGGCACAGAUCAUGAUUGAAGAGGUUUUAAAUUUUGCAAGGGCUCAGCCUGAGACAAAGGUAGAUGUGCAGUUUGUCCUUUGCCCAGAUGACAACGAUGGCUAUCAGGUAGCAAGUAUGUUAUUAACUACUAAUAAUGAAAACCCAAAACUAGGCUUUCCAUGUGUGAUCAUGAAGAAGAGUUUUGAGGUAAAGGAAAUUGUGACAGCACUUGAAAGCUCUUCACUCUUGCAGUGCACUUCUACAAAGAAAAAUAUUUUUCUUUCAGGUAUAGAGUCAGGGAGUCAAAGUGUAAAAGAGGCUGCAAAUAAUGAGUCUGCUAUUGAACUUAAAGGGAACAUACAUGUGGCAUUGGAAGCGGCAGAAUUAUGGAUCCAAAGCAUGAUACAGAUUGAGGGAAGUCACUAUGCUGUUAUUGAAAACAACUACAUUUUUAGCCUUGGUAGAAAGGAGUUUGCAGAUCUAUCUCAAAAGCAUCAUUCUAGUGUAUGUGUAUCAGAAGUGGUAGAUGGAAAAGCAAGACUGGAAUUUUGUGGCCCUCCUGAUGCUGUGAUUGAUGCGGUGCUUGCAACUGAAAAAUUACUGCUUCAUAUACAAGAAGAGACUACAGCCAAACAAAAGGGACUGCUGUACUUAAUGGGCCAAGCAGAAGGACACCUUCACAAGACAAAUACUACUAAUACUACAAAUACUACUAAGUGCAUCCAGAUUUCACUGGUAGAAUCACACCUUCAGGAGUUUAAAGACAGAGAGAAAGAGUUUGAAAAAGCUGGGCUUUGUGUUCUCAAGAUUGAAAAGAUACAUAAUCCUCUUUUAUCUGCUGCAUUCCAACAAAUGAAGAAAAAAGUAGAAGAAAACCAUUAUACCUACCAAGUAACACACAAGUUGAACCAGUAUGUUCCAGUGCAGUUCUGUGGCUUGGUGUGCCAGACUGGGUUUCACAGGAUGUAUUCUCCACCAACAGAACAAAAAUAUGGAGCUGGCAUCUACUUUAAAAGGAACCUGAAAAGUCUAAUUGAGGGUAAAAACACACAGGAAACAGACUCUAAAAUGUAUGUAUUUGAGGCUGAGGUAUUAACAGGCUUAUACAUUAAAGGCAACUCAUAUACGCCACCAGCAGUGGAGGGGGAUGCCAUUAAAGUAUAUGACAGUUUGGUAGAUGAUAUAAACAAUCCUGACACCUUUGUCAUCUGCAACAGUGCUCAGGCCCUUCCACAAUAAUUGUUGACUUGUAAAGAAACCAGCAGUAUACUGAAUAAGAAUCAAUUAGACCUGUAG
Melopsittacus undulatus (budgerigar) is the source of this 1404-nucleotide messenger RNA. RefSeq names its product poly(ADP-ribose) polymerase family member 9 (gene PARP9). Gene Ontology annotation, cellular component: cytoplasm; nucleus. Gene Ontology annotation, biological process: positive regulation of type II interferon-mediated signaling pathway; negative regulation of gene expression; protein poly-ADP-ribosylation. Gene Ontology annotation, molecular function: NAD+-protein mono-ADP-ribosyltransferase activity; ubiquitin-like protein ligase binding; NAD+ poly-ADP-ribosyltransferase activity. Lineage: Eukaryota; Metazoa; Chordata; Aves; Psittaciformes; Psittaculidae. The record is from RefSeq and is a predicted model, not a curated record.